AUGACGACUGCGCCUGCGACUAUAUCUCUUCUACUCGAUACACAAUUUGGCGAAUCAGUGCCUGGGCCAGAAGUCAAUGGAGGGGAGGUAUGCUGUGGAAAUGAAGACGGGGUGGACGACAAAGCGGAAUCUUUGGGGUCUAUGCCAAAUCCUGCUCCGUUGGAUGCUGAUAUGCCCCUUGAGCAUUCGAUUGAGCUUCCAAUUGAAUUAUGGGAGAAGGUGAUUGAUUAUCUGGCGGACGAAUGGGUGGAUGACCUUUGGAGCGGCGAGACAUAUGAAGCUAAGCUGCGUGUACUAGGAAGGGUGUGUCAGGGGUGGUAUGCCCGAUGCCGAUCUCGUGGCCUAGAGAGGCUGGAUGUGUGGAGGAUGGACAAGAAAAAGGUCUAUUGCCUGAUCAACGCACUGAAUCAGGACCCCGAGCGCUGUCAUGCCAUUAAGAUGGUCUCAUUCAAUUUUCGGUGGAAGUCGAUGAGCAUCUUUGGGACGUUUGCUGUGUGCAUGGCACAGAAACUGCCCCAAGUCAAGCAUCUCGUACUCGGGAGGUACCAUUGGGAGCUUGGACAGCCGCACGCACAGAUCUUUGACCAUGUGACUCUCGCAUUCGAGUCUAUCACCGUGCUCGACCUCAUGGAUGUGGAAUUCCCUUCUGCCGUGGUGUUUGGGCGGCUCGUGCGUGCGCUUCCACAGCUGUCGUCCCUCAAAUGCUGGUCGGUGACCUUCAGGAAGCGUGCCUAUGUUGCGGGCCGAAUCUGGCAACUGCAUCCUCUCCGACUCGACGCCGCCGAAGUGCGGCGCAGCGAUGACGUCGUUGACUUCCUCGUCUCGAUCGGCGCACAACUACGCCACUUCAUAUGGCGUGAUCGGGGCUUGGAAAAGUGCCAGGAGCUGCUCCCUGUGAUCGCCGAGUCGCUCUCAUCCAUGCGCAUCGACUUAGCUCCAUCUUUCUCGAUCUUAUCCCCUCAAGGAUUUUCACCCCCAUACUUUCCAAUCGAUCUCACGUCAGCUGUCAACCUGCGUGUUCUUUCAAUCUCUUCCAAUCUCACAAAUUUGAACAGAGCGGUCAACAUUCUGUGUCGCGCGUCCCUUUUGAAGCUGAUCGCGAUUACGAUCAUCUCAACGUUCACGUAUACCGAAACAUUCUCUUCGUCAAAUAUCCAAGACACGCUCGAUAAGGUCGGAAAGUAUUCCUAUGCACUUCUUGACCAGGCUUUCUCUAGUCGUCAGUAUCCUGCCUUGAAAAAGGUCGCCUUCGAGCUUCACUGUAGGCCUCGGCGCAGCGAAGUGAUGGAGGUGAUAUCCGAGGUAUCCUGGGGGAGUCACCUUUCAUCAAAUCUUCCUGCUCUAUAUACCAGUGGACGACUCGUGUGA
Messenger RNA from Fibroporia radiculosa, 1368 nucleotides. RefSeq lists its product as uncharacterized. The coding region runs from base 1 to 1368 and encodes 455 amino acids. The record is from RefSeq and is a predicted model, not a curated record. The transcript is spliced from 3 exons. Lineage: Eukaryota; Fungi; Basidiomycota; Agaricomycetes; Polyporales; Fibroporiaceae.